AUGCAUACUUCACAAGUCCAGACCGCGAGCCUCCCACAUCGCCAGCUGGCCACUUCGACCCAGACCCCUCGCAAAGAAGGCGACAUCUCCUCAGUGUUUGUCUCCCUCUCCGGAGUCAAAGAGCACGCACUGCCACCUAGAUUCGCCGAUCAGAAGCGGCGUCUGAUUGCUGGACACAAAGAUCAGGUGAAACAAAGCUGGGAUCGACUCCUGUGCCGGUUGCGUGAUGAAGUGGGACUCAUCGCCAGAAGGGGCUCGGACAUUAUCCCCUCCAUCAACUUCAAAGACAUCCACGCUGCACCGUCAGAGUUCCAGGACGAGCUCCGUAAGCGUGGUGUUGCGGUGGUGCGGGGUGUGAUUCCUGAGAGCGAGGCCCGCGCCUACAAGGAGGAGAUUGAGGCGUACGUGCGCGCCAAUCCUCAGACUCGAGCAUUCCCUUCUCAGGAUCCGCAGGUAUUUGAACUAUACUGGUCUCAGCCUCAGAUGCGUGCUCGUCUGCAUCCCCACAUGCUGCAGACCCAGCAAUUCCUCAUGAGCUUCUGGCACUCGCGCGCGGAAGAUGCCCUCAUCUCCCCCACCCACCCCUUGACGUAUGCCGACCGCCUGCGCAUUCGCCAGCCAGGUGAUGCCGGUUUCGCCCUGGGACCUCAUGUGGACGGCGGCAGCGUUGAGCGCUGGGAAGACCACGGAUACGGAUUGGGACGGGUCUACCAACGUAUCUGGGAGGGUCAGUGGGAAGAGUAUGACCCCUGGGAAGCCAGCUGCCGAGUGCCAGCAGUGGCGGACCUGUAUGACGGGGCCGGGGCGUGUUCCAUGUUCCGGAUGUUCCAGGGCUGGUUGAGCAUGUCACACACAGGUCCCCGGGAGGGCACGCUUCUCGUCAACCCUCUGCUGUCCAUGGCCACCACAUACUACCUGUUGCGACCGUUCUUUGAGCCGAUCUCGUCUCCUCCGGCCGGAGACUGCUCGCGGCUGGCCCUGGAUACCUACCUCGACCCGACAAACUGGCGUUUUGAGGAGUCGAUGUCCAGCAAAGUGGAGGGCGCCACGCCGGGCUACGCGCAGGAACUGAACGAUAUCUUGCACCCUCACUUGUACUUGGAGAAAACCAUGGUGCAUAUGCCGAAGAUUGCCCCGGGCGAUUAUGUCGCGUGGCACUGUGAUAAAUCAGCCAUCCAUUCCGUCGAUAAGAUCCACCAAGGUCGCGGAGACAGCAGUGUUCUGUACAUUCCUGCUUGCCCUGUGACCGAGGCCAAUGCGCAGUAUGUUCGUCGCCAGAGGGAAGACUUCCUCAACGGUGUGCCACCGCCCGACUUCCCGGGAGGCAAGGGCGAAAGUGAACACAUUGGACGCACAACACAGGCAGACCUAGCUCGGUAUACUAAUAAGCAGGGACUGAGAUCUCUGGGACUGGAGAAGUGGAACACUGGAGAGAGGGAUCUGAAGCAGGGACAGCGCGCUGUAUUGAAAAGGGCCGAUGAAAUCAUGGGUUUCUAA
Molecule: messenger RNA, 1497 nt
Organism: Aspergillus brunneoviolaceus CBS 621.78
Lineage: Eukaryota; Fungi; Ascomycota; Eurotiomycetes; Eurotiales; Aspergillaceae
Product: DUF1479 domain-containing protein
Exons: 4
Coding region: 1-1497 (498 amino acids)
Source: RefSeq, a predicted model, not a curated record